Molecule: messenger RNA, 1983 nt
Organism: Fraxinus pennsylvanica
Lineage: Eukaryota; Viridiplantae; Streptophyta; Magnoliopsida; Lamiales; Oleaceae
Source: the annotation of a GenBank genome assembly
AUGGCUCCGAAAGCGAAAGAGAAAGCGAAGCCGGCCCCCGCCGCCCCAGCGUUGGCCAUAGAGGACCUCUUCACAUCCCUUAAUCGCCACAUCGAACGGUCAGAAUUCGAUCAAGCCGUCAAAAUCUCAGAUCAAGUUCUUUCGAUUGCGCCUGGAGAUGAGGACGCUAUUAGAUGUAAGAUUGUGGCGUUGAUUAAGAACGAUAGAGUCGACAAAGCUUUAUCGGCCAUUGAACAGUGUUCCAACAAAUCUUCGAUUGAUUUCGUUUUCUUCAAGGCGUACUGCCUAUAUCGGCAAAAUAAGUUGGAUGAAGCUUUGGAAUCCUUGAAAGGGCAAGAGAAGAACUCUGCAAUGAUGCUGUUAGAAUCACAAAUUUUAUUUCGUUUAGGAAAAAUGGAUGCUUCCGUCAAUAUUUAUCAAGAGCUCCAGAAGUCCAAGAUAGAGUCCUUAGAAAUAAAUGUUACUGCUAGUUUGGUUUCUGCUGGGAGGGCUUCUGACGUGCAAGUGGCUAUGGAUUCUCUCAGAGUUAAGCCAACUAGCAGUUUUGAACUGGCUUAUAACACUGCUUGCUCAUUGAUAGAAAGAAACAAAUACAAGGAUGCAGAACAAUUGUUGUUAUCAGCUCGAAGAAUCGGUCAGGAAUCACUGAUGGAAGAGAAUUUGGCUAAUGAUGACAUAGAAAUCGAAUUGGCUCCUAUAGCCAUUCAAUUAGCAUAUGUUCAACACAUCCUAGGUAACACAAAAGAAGCUUUCGAAUCUUAUACCAAUGUCAUCAAGAGAAAUCUGGCAGAUGACUCGUCACUGGCAGUGGCAACAAACAACCUUGUUGCUCUGAAAGGCCAUAAGGAUGUGGCUGAUGGGUUAAGAAAACUCGAUAAGUUGAUAGAGAAAGGUGAUGGACCACAGACUUUCCAGCUUGCUCGUGGUCUUGACCUAAAGCUUUCACGUAAGCAAAGAGAAGCAAUAUUCGUCAAUCGUCUACUGUUGCUACUUCAUUCUAAUAAGAUGGAUCAGGCUCGAGAACUCGCAUCUGCGCUGCCAAGCAUGUUUCCGGAUAGUGUAAUGCCUGCUCUUCUUCAAGCUGCAGUACAUGUGAGAGAAAACAAAGCAAACAAAGCAGAGGAGAUAUUAGGGCAGUUCGCAGAUAAGUUCCCUGACAAGUCGAAGGUCUUUCUGCUUGCAAGGGCACAGGUUGCAGCUUCUGCUGGUCAUCCUCAAAUAGCAGCUGAAUCUCUGCUGAAAAUAUCUGAUAUUCAACACAAGCCGGCAACUGUUGCUACCAUUGUUUCUCUGAAAGAGCGUGCUGGAGAUAUUGAAGGUGCUGAUGCUGUAUUUGAUGCUGCAAUUCAGUGGUGCUCUAAUGCCAUGACUGAAGACAAUAAGCUUGAUAUCAUCAUGGAAGAGGCUGCUGCUUUUAAGCUAAGGCAUGGAAGAAAGGACGAUGCUGCACGUCUAUAUGAGGAGCUGGUGAAAAGCCGUGGAAGCAUAGGGGCUUUGGUCGGGCUUAUUCAGACAACCGCUCAUACAAAUAUUGAGAAAGCGGAAACUUAUGUGAAGCAGCUGAAACCACUACCUGGUUUGAAGGCAGUUGACGUGGGGAGCCUGGAGAAAACUUCUGGUGCAAAGCACAUGGAGAGUGAUUCGACUGCUAGCAUCACUGAAGCAUUUGAAGCAAAGAGUAAGGAGAAAGUGAAGAAGAAAAGGAAGAGAAAGCCGAAGUACCCAAAAGGGUUCGAUCCUGCAAAUCCAGGCCCUCCACCAGAUCCUGAGAGGUGGUUGCCGAAGAAGGAGAGGUCUAGUUACAGACCAAAAAGAAAGGAUAAGAGAGCAGCUCAAGUUAGGGGUUCUCAGGGUGCAGUAGCUAAAGAGGCUGCUACUAGUGUAAACCCGAAAUCAAAUCAAACAUCUAAGGGUCCCUCGCAGAAUGCCAGCGCAGAGCAGUCGAAGCCUUCAUCUAAGUCAAGGAAGAAAUCAAAGAAUUAA